CCAGGUUUGUACAUUUAUCAAUAUCGAGAGCGAGGAGGGAUACAAACAUUCAUAUAGUUUUUUAAAUUAUAUAAACGCGCACGUAGGCGGUGAAAGACGUCGACGACGGCGGAGCCUGACGUCGGUCGAAUUCAAGAUGCAACGAUUGCUGCAGAAGCGCUUCCUCUCGACGCCCACUGUACGCCCCCUAUGGAUGCUUCGCUACACGUAUGUGGACGGGAUGCUCGAGAAGCGAGAUCCGUUCCGUGGCGACCAUCUGCGCCACGUUGAGAUCCAUUCUGCCGGCUCCCACACCCCAAAAGUCCUCCUCGCCGGAGCAUUUGCCAACCCUGUCGACGGCGCUGCGUUCGUCUUCGACGCGAAGGACGCCGGUCAAGUUGAAGCGUUUGCCAAAAAGGACCCAUAUGUGAUCAACAACCUCGUGACCAAGUUUGACGUCCGUCCAUACAACGUUGUGUCGUUUGAGAAAUAAAUCCAACCUUCUUGCGGGUUGCCUUCCCCUUUGACGGUCACUACUACUACGUAGUUGUACAUCUUCCUACCGGCCACCCCAAACCUCCAACAUCUUGACGACACGUCAUGGCGGACAUAGACGCUGGGGAUGCG
Messenger RNA from Aphanomyces invadans, 606 nucleotides. RefSeq lists its product as hypothetical. The record is from RefSeq and is a predicted model, not a curated record. Lineage: Eukaryota; Oomycota; Saprolegniomycetes; Saprolegniales; Verrucalvaceae. The transcript has a single exon. The coding region runs from base 137 to 472 and encodes 111 amino acids.